AUGACGAGCUACAAUGUAUUACAAAAGGAGCGUGACGAGAAUGCUGCCAAGCUGGUUAUGAACACGUUUUAUAAAAUAGACAACAAAGAUGGAGUUACUGCAUCUGAAAUUACCAAGUACCUACAGGACAAAUUCGGGGACGUGUGGAGGGCGAGCAAUUUGACUGAUAAAGCUGAAGAUACAUUAAAACGUAGUGCAGCCUUGGGAUUCUUGGAGAGGCGAGGGGAGCGUUAUAUAGCUAACUUGGCCCGGGGGCUGUGUAGCUGGCGCAGACGACGCAGAAGAUGUUGUCGAAAAAAACGGAGAAGACGCUGUAGUAGACGAAGAAGACGGAGAAGACGGGGAGGCUGCAAGUGUGGUUCAUGA
This is a messenger RNA of Danaus chrysippus (African queen), 366 nucleotides long. Lineage: Eukaryota; Metazoa; Arthropoda; Insecta; Lepidoptera; Nymphalidae. The record is from the annotation of a GenBank genome assembly.